GCUGUGUCAGAGAUUGCCAAGCUGGGAAAGCUUGGUUGUAGAGCAUGCACUGUGAGAUAUACACUGCAGUGAAACACAAAGCAGGCUAGGCUGUGUUGGACUUCAAAUUGUUAUUUCUUCAGCAUUUAUUUAGUGACAGCCGAAACAGAAUGAUAAGAGAAAAGAAAGAACAUAUAAUUUUCUCUUAAAGCUAAUCACGCAGUAAAGGAGAAGAAAUAAAAAGGUAAAGGUUGGAAACCCUCUAGAUUAAGAAGUGACAGCCUCAGUAACACCAUAAACAAAAACCUGAUCGGGGUGGCAGACAAGCUUGCUGAAAAGAACUAAACAGGGUCAGCAGGUUCAUCGAAAUAAAUCGAGCUACUAGAGAAAGGAUGGAAAAUGCCCACACAAAGACGGUGGAGGAAGUUCUCAGCCAUUUUGGAGUGAAUGAAACAACAGGUCUGAGCUCUGAACAAGUGAAACGGUUAAAGGAGAAAUGGGGACCAAAUGAACUGCCAGCAGAGGAAGGAAAGUCACUCUGGGAACUAGUACUUGAGCAGUUUGAAGAUUUGCUGGUCCGAAUUCUGUUAUUAGCUGCGUGUAUAUCUUUUAUUUUAGCCUGUUUUGAGGAACGGGAGAAGACUGUAACUGCAUUUGUUGAGCCUUUUGUAAUUCUGUUGAUCCUUGUAGCAAAUGCUAUCAUUGGAGUUUGGCAGGAACGCAAUGCAGAAAAUGCAAUUGAGGCACUAAAGGAAUAUGAGCCAGAAAUGGGAAAAGUUUACCGGCAGGACCGGAAGACUGUACAGAGGAUAAAAGCACGAGACAUUGUUCCAGGAGAUGUUGUAGAAGUGGCAGUUGGUGAUAAAGUACCAGCAGAUAUCAGAAUCACAUCCAUUAAAUCCACAACACUAAGAGUGGAUCAGUCCAUUCUAACAGGGGAGUCAGUGUCUGUGACAAAGCAUACAGAUCCAGUCCCAGACCCUCGAGCUGUGAACCAAGACAAGAAAAACAUGCUUUUCUCAGGUACCAAUAUUGCUGCUGGCAAGGCAGUUGGUGUGGUUAUAGCCACAGGUGGUCACACUGAAAUCGGUAAGAUAAGGGAUGAAAUGGUUGCUACAGAACAAGAGCGUACACCACUACAGCAGAAGCUUGAUGAGUUUGGAGGACAGUUAUCUAAGGUUAUCUCUGUCAUUUGCAUUGCUGUAUGGCUCAUCAACAUUAGCCACUUCAAUGACCCUGUGCAUGGAGGCUCCUGGAUUCGAGGUGCAAUCUAUUACUUCAAGAUUGCUGUGGCAUUAGCAGUGGCUGCUAUUCCUGAAGGUCUUCCUGCUGUCAUCACUACUUGCCUAGCAUUAGGGACAAGGCGAAUGGCCAGGAAGAAUGCCAUUGUCCGCAGUUUGCCUUCUGUUGAGACGCUAGGUUGCACAUCUGUGAUCUGCUCAGAUAAGACUGGGACACUAACUACCAACCAGAUGUCUGUCUGCAGGAUGUUCAUCAUUGAUAAUGCGGUGGGGAACAGCUGCUCUUUGAGUGAGUUUUCUGUCACUGGAUCCACGUAUUCACCAGAAGGAGAAGUAUUAAGGGAUGGCCGACCAGUGCAAUGUGGGCAGUAUGAUGGGCUUGUCGAACUGGCUACCAUCUGUGCACUGUGUAAUGAUUCCGCACUUGACUAUAAUGAGAUUAAAGGAGUUUAUGAGAAGGUGGGAGAAGCUACAGAGACUGCUCUGUGCUGUUUGGUCGAGAAGAUGAAUGUUUUCAACACCAAUUUGAGAGGAUUAAGUAAAGUUGAGCGAGCAAAUGCCUGUAACUCGAUGAUUAAACACUUGAUGAAAAAGGAGUUGACACUGGAAUUCUCACGUGAUCGGAAGUCUAUGUCAGUGCUUUGCUCCCCCAACAAACCCUCCCGUUCUGCUUAUGGCAGCAAGAUGUUUGUCAAGGGAGCCCCAGAAGGCAUUUUGGAACGCUGUCACAGUGUCCGUGUUGGUACACAGACAUACCCUCUUACUUCGGGAGUACGUGACCACAUCAUGUCUGUCAUCAGGGAAUGGGGUUCUGGGAGAGACGCCCUAAGAUGCCUUGCACUUGCCACUCGAGAUCAACCACCUAAGAAGGAGGACAUGUACCUGGAGGACUGUAAUAAAUUCAUUGAUUAUGAGGUAGAUCUGACCUUUGUAGGCUGCGUUGGAAUGCUUGAUCCACCACGAAAGGAGGUUGCAGCAGCAAUCAGGAUGUGCCGGCAAGCUGGGAUUCGAGUAAUUAUGAUCACUGGUGACAACAAAGGGACGGCUGUAGCUAUCUGCCGACGUAUUGGAAUAUUUGGUCCUGAUGAGGCAGUUGGAAAUAAAGCUUUCACAGGAAGGGAAUUUGAUGAACUCUCACUAGCAAUGCAGAAAGCUGUCUCUCAGGAGGCACGCUGUUUUGCCAGAGUUGAACCGUCUCAUAAAUCCAAGAUUGUGGAAUACUUGCAGUCAUACAGUGAAGUUACAGCCAUGACAGGUGAUGGAGUAAAUGAUGCACCUGCACUGAAGAAAGCUGAGAUUGGCAUAGCCAUGGGGUCUGGCACUGCUGUGGCCAAGUCUGCCUCCGAGAUGGUACUAGCAGAUGACAACUUCUCAACCAUUGUGGCUGCAGUAGAAGAAGGGCGUGCCAUCUACAAUAACAUGAAGCAGUUCAUCCGAUACCUUAUCUCAUCUAAUGUUGGUGAGGUGGUCUGUAUUUUCCUGACAGCAGCCCUAGGCAUGCCUGAAGCUCUGGUCCCGGUCCAACUGCUCUGGGUAAACUUGGUGACAGAUGGAUUGCCAGCUAUGGCUCUUGGCUUCAACCCACCUGACCUGGACAUCAUGAGCAAACCACCACGGAACCAUAAGGAGCCACUUAUCAGUGGCUGGCUCUUCUUCCGUUACCUCAUCAUUGGCUGUUACGUAGGAGCAGCAACAGUUGGUGCUGCCGCUUGGUGGUUCAUGGCUUCUGAAGAUGGACCAAAAAUUAAUUUCUACCAGCUGAGUCAUUACCUUCAGUGCAACAGUGAGAAGACAGAGUUUGUUGGUGUUCACUGCUCCGUUUUUGAAUCUCCUGUACCCAUGACAAUGGCACUGUCAGUGCUGGUUACCAUUGAGAUGUGCAAUGCCCUUAACAGCUUGUCUGAGAACCAGUCCCUUCUGAAGAUGCCCCCAUGGGACAAUAUGUGGCUUCUUGGUGCCAUUUGCCUGUCUAUGUCACUGCACUUCCUGAUUCUGUAUGUGGACCCACUGCCGGUCGUGUUCCACAUCAGCCCACUAAACUUGGAGCAGUGGGUGACAGUACUGAAAAUGUCCCUACCUGUCAUCCUUCUGGAUGAAGUCCUGAAGUUUCUGGCUCGCAACUAUGUGGAACCCAGUCAGGAGCUGGAGGAGGCAAAUGGGAAGCCCUAUGGACUUUUGGGCUGUUUCCGUGGCUUGUCAUGGCCCUUUAUUUUACUUGCAGUGCCACUUGUACUGUGGAUUUACAGCAUGGACUCCAACAUAAGCUAUAUGUUCACUUCAUAAGAUACGUGCACAUUGCUACCUUGACUGUGUGUGUAUGAUGGUGUGAAAAUGUUGCCACCAAGUGUGUGCAUGUGAAUGAAUCAUGAAUGAAUCGUCAAGAGAGUGUGCUUGUGUGAGUGUGUGAGCGUGCACAUAUUUGUGGAUUUUAAGAAUGUGUGCACAUUUGAGAGGUUGUCUGUAUCACUAAUAACAUGGUACAGGAGGCAUACUUAGACUGCCUUUUAUAAACGAAUAACACAAAUGUGAGGUUAUAUAAAUUACUGUGUGUGUUUGGCUGUGUAUGCAUGUGUGCACUUGAAAAUUUGAAUACGUAAACUAUAAGCAGUCUUCUGUUACUAGUUAACAUGAAGAUACUUAGAUGUUUGCUGUAAAUCUGUGUGUGUGUGUGUGUGUGUGUGUGUGUGUGUGUGUGUGUGUGUGCGCGUGUCUAGUGUUAGAAUUGUCAGCAGGAUCAGCUCAUGAUUCGCCUUGUGCAGUUUCAAGGUACAAUCCAAGAAAUCAGAUGAGAAAUAAAUGUACUAAGAGAAAUUGGGACCAAGUUGGUAAGACAGUGGUGGAUAAAGGCUCCAGAAACAGUACAGGUACAUUUGAAUAGGGUAUAAAAAUACAGCUGCAUUUGUUUUUUUUUCACAAAUUGAUUUUCUUAUUUGCUAUACAGUGGUCCACCUUUUGGAAGUAUAAGUAGGGCUAUAUAAACAAUUGACUGGGAGUACAGACAUGGGGCGACCUGAGCAUUCAGGUGUUUGGAGGUACUGGGCUGCCUCGAAACAUACAGAUGUACAAAGAAGCAAGACUGUUUAAACAUGCAUCAGUGUCUAUAUCAUUUAAACGAAAGUUCAUAAUGUUGAUCGCUGUAAACAGCGAAAAUGCUGAUAAUCGAUGUCUGUUUUGUGAGAUCGCAGUGCAGUGAAGAUUGGGAAUUUUGCCCUUUCCUCACUGUAGUACGAGUUGGUAUAUAUAAUUAGCGGGGGGGGGGUUUCGAUUAUCAGCAUUUUCGGUGUUUGCAGCGAUUGACAUUCUGAACUUUCAUUUAAAUGAUAUAGACCCUCAGUGGGCGCAGGCAAAACUUGACAGAUGCAAAUAAAUGCAGUGCACAGUAGUUAUUCAUUUAGUACAUUGUACUUUUGGAAAUCCUGCCCUUGUGUGUUGUUCAAAGGAGUCUAAGCCUACAUAAGAAUGUAACUGAAAAUGAAAGUAAAUGUGUGCAUCUGUGUUGUGUGUUAUCAGAAAUUUUUUUACUGUAUUUAUUGUUCUUGAAUGCCUGUGGAUAGUUAGCUCUUUGUAAACAUCUGAAUAUGUGUGAUGUGGUGCAUGUUUGACACUACACUGUCAAGCAUCGUCAUGUCAGUGCUGCUGAAAUAUAUUCCAACUGUUUCUUUGCACUACAAACUGGAGUAUAUGAGGCUUCCAUCAUUUCACACUAUUGGUGUAAGCAUCGGGCACAGCAUUGUGUCAUGGAAUUCCUUAUGGAAUGGUGAGAAUUAUGGCAUAUUCUUAUCUGAGUUCAUUGAUGUUCCCAUUCUUAAAGGAUCUCUGCAUACAGUUGAUGAAAGUUCAUUUGUUCUUCCAGCUGUCUAAACCGCUCUUCAGAGGGUCUACAUAAUGUUUUACUGAAGGGGAGAAGUAUUGUAAAAUACCAGUACUGGGCCACUUGAAUUUCUGUGGGUCCUAAGAAUGAUGUAAUUUCCACUGGCUUUGCCUUUCCAUAACAGAACUUCUAUUUUUUUUCAUUAUUGCUUUACUGUUGCAUUCUUCAGGUGUCAUUUUUGGGACCACUGCAUUUUAAAGGGAAAAUCCAUACCUAAAACUGAUCCAUAAAUUAAACCUGAAUGUGUAAGUGUCUGACAGCAUUAUGACCUCAUUGUCAGUCUCUAUGUAAAAUGUUGCUUUCACUUGCUGAUCUGUGUAUGCUCUAUUGUUUCAUUGGUUUAAUCCUGGUUCUUCUAGAAGUCGUCCACCUUUAAUAACUGCCAUGAUCAGAGUCCCCACUAGUGGCUUUGGUAGUACCUGUUUUCUUCAGUUUAUGUGGAAGCCAACAACUAACCCUGCUCAGCUGGUAUACUAACCAGGCAAUACCCCAACCCACUGUUGAUGUCCAUUAAGUAAAGCAUCAUUCACAGUCUUGACGUGUGAUCCUUCUAUGCAGGCUUAAUUAUGAAGGCACAAUAAGUAACUUACCAGAGAUUUAAACCUCAGCAGCUCUAACAAGAUUAAAAUUUAAGAUCUGUGAACUUGUCAGCUGAUUAAGUCAAAUGGCUGGCUUUAUCCUUAAGCUAGCUACUCCAGAAAUCAUUUGCUAGACUAGGAAAGUGGUUGUAGAGCAACCUGGUCCACCUGUCCCACUGUUUUUUUUUUUUAUUGGAGUGGUGUUUGAUGAAGGAUGAAGAGGAAUAAACUUGCAGGUAACAUAGCCACAGAGCGUGCUGGCAGAAUCCUAUGUACACUAUAGACUUUUGCAGUUCAGGACUGCCCAGCUACAUAUUACCUUUGGUUAGUAGAUUAGGAGCUGAGGUCUUUGCUUGGCCUUGAAGCAGUGGGAAGUUACUGAACAAACUGACAAAGCCAUACUUUGCCUUGAACAAUGCAUAUAUAUCUAGAGAUGAUAGAAGCUUGCAUUCUGGAGAAGCAAAAUUGGUUGAAGCUUAAUGGGCAUGAACAACCCACAUCUGAGAAAGAAAUUAUAUCCUCAGCAUGGUAUAAAUGGACAAGGCCAUGCCUAGUCAUCAAAUGGUUUGCAUUUCAUAUAGAAAAACUUAAUUUUAAUGCCUUUUUCAGUCUCCUGCCCUACUUUUCAUCGAGGCAGAUUUUUCCAGUGUUACACAGUAGCCAUCAGCAGUGUGAUCUGGGUGUCAUACAAACCCACAUAUAUAAAUUCACUGGGGCAUGAUCUUUCUUUACACAGUCAUGCACUUCACAUGAGUAGUGGCUUGUGUGUCACACAGUGGCUUGCAUAUUUUCUGUGUGAAACACCAGCAUUGCACUUGGUAUGUCGUAAUGGUUUGUUUGCCACACACAGUCAUAUGCACACACUGGUGUGUGAACCUUCAACUGAUGCAAAAUCAACAUCUUUAGAGAUUUACAAGCUAUACAAAGUCCUGUGUCAUUCACUGUGGUAUGAUCCUUCAGCUGUAGCAUAGUGGGCAUCUUGUAUGGCUUUCAUGGCAUAUAACAUCACAUGGGAACAUUCACUGUGGUUAAAUCCUUCCUUCAGCUACUGCACAUGGUCGUUACUAGCAGCCUUUCAUGUAGUCAUCUGCAUAAAUCACUAUUGAACAAAGCUUCUACUGUUACACCAUGGUCAUCAACAGUAGAUGUGUUAUAUUAUGAUGAUGGGACUUGUCACAGGGGACUGAAAAGUGUGUCUUGCACUUUAUUGCAAGAUGACUUCCAUUGUUAUAUAGUGAAAACAGGCUUGCUUUGCUGUUUUCAUGCUCAUGAAAUGGAUACUUAUGAAAUAUUACUGUAGUAGAUUACUGUUAUGUUAAUAGGUUCAUAUGUGUUUACUAGGCUAAUGACCACAAGGGCCUUUUUAAGCUUAGCAUUAUAUCCCAAAUCUCUGACAAGUUCUGAAACCCUUGAUACGUGCAAGCAGGGGCUUGGGAGAUGAAACAUUUACAAGCAUGUCAGUCAUAAAAAGAGUAAAGGUUGGUACAUUAUGGAGUCACUGACACAGAGGCACAUUGCUCUACAUUUGUUCUCACAUUCCAUGUACUUUAGAUCAGCCUCUGAUGUGGAUAUAAGAAAUCUAAUAAAGUAGCAUGUAGGCAUCAAUUAAUUAGAAACUAGUCAAGAAUGCUGAAAAACUGCUAUCCUUACAAGGAGCAGCAUUCAUGAAUUACAACAAUUAGAAGUUUGAGAAGGAUAUGCCAUUCACAUGACACAGAUGAGAGACCUAUGGCAGCUGUCCUAUUUUGAAAUCUGUCCAGUCACAUAACUUUGAUUAAAUGCAUGUCACAAAAUCCAUUUAUCUUUUACAAUAGUAGACAAGGAGCAGUACAGGACAGGCUAAACCUAAACCAACUUAAGCAGUGGAAUGAAUGCUGUUAACACUCCGGAAUGAUGAUAGUUUGACUCUUAAACCAAUAAUGCUGCCUCUCUAAGCAUUCCAUGUAUUAAUCUGUAAUAAACACUGUGAUAAUGGAGUUACUUAAGCCAGUACAAAAUCCCAAGCCAAACCUCCAGGCAUGUAAUUUCCAGUAUGGAAAAAAAAAGAUUUUGAUUCCUUAGUAAUGCUCCUUUGAGUAUUGCUAAGUGAAUCAAAAUUUGAUUUUCAGUCUUCGUUUAUCUUGACAUAUCUUGUCACUGCAUUCAGUUUCCAUUUGAAGGAACACUGACUAAGUAUGUUGUCAUUCCAAAUUUAUUUAUUUUUUAUUUUCAAAAAGUUUCCAUGUGUGCUGCUUUUUCCUUGACUUUUUAUGAUGUAUUAUAGGAUUUAGACUGUUUCAGCUGUAUGUUUGGCCCGUACAUGUUCUUUGUAACCCCAAUUCCUGUUGUAUCUGUUCUUAAAUCAUAAAAUGUUUUAGUUUUGAAGAACUGUGUGAAUUUUUUUUAUCUCUCAAGAUUAUUGUCUGAAUGGAAUAAAAGAGGAGAGAGAAUCUUAAUCUGAGUAAUCUCGUUUCAACUUGAAUGCUGGAAGUUGUGUUAUCAUCAAAUUAAAACAAAAGGUUUAAUAACGUCA
Molecule: messenger RNA, 8181 nt
Organism: Protopterus annectens (West African lungfish)
Lineage: Eukaryota; Metazoa; Chordata; Ceratodontiformes; Protopteridae
Product: sarcoplasmic/endoplasmic reticulum calcium ATPase 2-like
Exons: 21
Coding region: 372-3503 (1043 amino acids)
Biological process (GO): intracellular calcium ion homeostasis; calcium ion transmembrane transport
Cellular component (GO): membrane
Molecular function (GO): ATP binding; ATP hydrolysis activity; P-type calcium transporter activity
Source: RefSeq, a predicted model, not a curated record